AUUUCCCAGCGUGCCAGGCGGGCGGGCGGGCAGCCUCGAGGUGGCUGAGGCGAUGGUGUGAGGGAGCGAGCCGGCCUCCCUCUCCGCCCCGGAGCCGCUGCCGCGAUGCUGGAGGAGGCGGGCGAGGAGGUGCUGGGCUCGGUGCUGCUCAAGGCCUCGUGCCUGCCGCUCAGCUUCCUGCUGGUGGUGCCGGCCGUCCUGCUGCUGCUGCUGGGCCCGCCACCCGCCUCGGCCGCCCACGAGUUCACCGUCUACCGCAUGCAGCAGUACGAGCUGGGCGGGCAGCCCUACGGCACUCGGAAUGCUGUGCUAAAUACAGAGGCACGUACGGUGGAAGCGGAUGUGCUGAGUCGGCGCUGCGUGAUGAUGCGGCUAAUGGACUUUUCCUAUGAGCAGUACCAGAAGGCUCUCCGCCAGUCAGCUGGCGCUGUGGUGAUCAUCCUGCCGCAAAGCAUGUCAUCAGUGCCUCAGGAUGUCAUCUGGCAAUUCAUGGAGAGAGAGCCUGAAAUGCUAGCCAUGGAGACCAUCGUGCCAGUCUACUUUGCCGAGGAAGAUGAUGAACUUCUCUCCAUCUAUGAACAAACCCAGGCGGCUUCUGCAUCACAAGGCUCAGCCUCUGCGGCUGAAGUUCUCUUGCACACAGCCACUGCCAAUGGCUUCCAGAUGGUGACAAGUGGGGCCCAGAGCAAAGCCAUCAGUGACUGGCAGAUCAUCAGUGUGGAGGGGCGGCUGACUGGACUGGGAGGAGAGGACCUACCUACUAUCGUGAUAGUGGCUCAUUACGAUUCCUUUGGUGUUGCCCCGUGGCUCUCCCAUGGUGCUGAUUCCAAUGGCAGUGGAGUUGCAGUGCUCUUAGAACUGGCUAGGCUGUUUUCUCGUCUCUACACCUACAAGCGGACCCAUGCCGGGUACAAUCUGCUGUUCUUUGCAUCUGGAGGUGGCAAGUUUAACUACCAAGGGACAAAGAGGUGGCUGGAAGACAACCUGGACCACACAGAUUCCAGUUUGCUGCAGGACAGUGUGGCUUUUGUCCUUUGUUUGGACACUCUGGGCAGAGGGAACAGUCUUCAUCUGCAUGUCUCAAAGCCUCCUAAAGAGGGAACCCUUCAGCAUACCUUUCUGAAGGAACUGGAACUGGUAGUUGUCAGCCAAUUCCCGGAAGUGAAAUUCUCCAUGGUGCACAAAAAGAUCAACCUAGCAGAAGACAUGCUGGCCUGGGAGCAUGAGAGGUUUGCCAUCCGCCGGUUGCCGGCGUUCACAAUCUCUCACCUGGAGAGCCAUCGCGACGGCCCACGCAACAGCAUAAUGGAUGUGAGGUCAGCUGCUGGGGCCCAGGUAGACCCCAAAGUUCUGACCCGCAACACCUGGAUUGUUGUUGAGGCCCUGACAAGGGUGAUCUACAACCUCACAGAAAAGGGGGUUCCUGCUGAUCUCCAGGUCUUCACAGAACAGAUGCAGAUCCAGCAGGAGCAGAUGGAGUCAGUGAUGGACUGGCUCACCAGCCAGCCAAGGGCCGCUCAACUGGUCGACAAGGAGGGCACCUUCAUCAGCACCUUGGAAUACUACAUGAGCCGAUACUUGAAAGAUGUCAAGCAGCACUAUGUGAAGGCUGACAAGCGGGAUCCAGAGUUUGUGUUCUAUGACCAGCUCAAGCAAGUGAUGAAUGCAUACAGGGUCAAGCCUGCCAUUUUUGACCUUCUUCUGGCACUCUGCAUAGCAGCCUACCUCGGUGUGGCCUACAUCGCAGUCCAGCAUUUUGAUCUUCUUUACAAGCUGGUACAGAAGCUGUCUCUCAAAUCCAAGCAGCAGUGACUGGACCUUCCUCCCUUUAAAGCUGAGCUGUUGGAGGGAGUCACUCCCAAACAUCUUCUCCCAUAUCAGAUGCCACAGCUGUCUCCGCUUCCCCUCCACCACCCUGGAAUGGGAGAAGAGGCUCAGAUACAGAACGCUUUUUCACUCUGCAUUCUGCAAGGCUGCAUUUCCUCCCCACCUCUUUUCCAGAGACAUCUGCAGAUUCGUCACUACUCCUCCCAGACUGAUCAGGCAUGGGGAUACUCUUCUCCCCCUUGGCGAUCUUUCUGUGAACAAGACAGUUUCAUAUUUGUGAAGCUGCUGAACUAGAAGCAAGUGAACUGUGCCAUGUGUCCAAACUUUGGGAGCAAAAACCUGGGGGGGGGGGGCAGGUUUUGGGGACCUGCCUGUCACAAGAGAAAGGACUUGGAAGUGGGGGACAUUACGUUGUUUUUUUAAAAGAGCACAUAUAAAUUAAAGGACUGCUAAGAGGUU
Molecule: messenger RNA, 2286 nt
Organism: Heteronotia binoei (common prickly gecko)
Lineage: Eukaryota; Metazoa; Chordata; Lepidosauria; Squamata; Gekkonidae
Gene: NCLN
Product: nicalin
Exons: 15
Coding region: 106-1812 (568 amino acids)
Biological process (GO): regulation of signal transduction
Cellular component (GO): endoplasmic reticulum membrane
Source: RefSeq, a predicted model, not a curated record